This is a messenger RNA of Photinus pyralis (common eastern firefly), 1129 nucleotides long. Its product is annotated as myb/SANT-like DNA-binding domain-containing protein 4. Lineage: Eukaryota; Metazoa; Arthropoda; Insecta; Coleoptera; Lampyridae. The annotation marks the transcript as partial. The transcript has 2 exons. The record is from RefSeq and is a predicted model, not a curated record.
CCUGUUUAACACAAAUAAAUUAGCUACACACAUCUAAACAAAAUAAUAUAAGGGCCAAUUGCACAGGUUCGGUAUAAAUAUAAACUUAAGUAAGUAGAACUUAAACUAAAGUAGAGCUUAACUAAUUUUUUCGUUGCACACCGUUGUUCUAAAGUUCUACUUUGCAAAGUGGGACUUAGUAAUGUAUAACAUAUGGCAACAUCGCGAAUUUUAACUUGUUUACUACAACAUAACCUUACAUUUCGUUAGUUUAAUUUGAAUAAUGGACGUUACAAAAAAUAAACGAAAGAGAACUUCGAAUUUUACAGCCGAUGAAAAAGACACAUUAUUUAAUAUAGUCUACAAUUAUAAGCAUGUGGUGGAAAAUAAAAAAACAGAUGCCGUGACAUGGCGUGAAAAGGAAAAUGCCUGGGAAAAAAUUGCAUCCGAUUAUAACUCAAUGGCCAGUAUACCUAGACCAAUGGAAUCGCUUAGGAAAUGUUACAUGAAUAAAAAAAAACAAAUACGACAAGAUGUUUCUAAUGAACGGAUCCAGCUGCUGCAGACCGGUGGGGGGCCCCCUGAAAUGCCAAGAGAUGAUCCGCAUAAAGAAUUACUGCUAAAAAUAAUGAAUAAAAAAACAAUUGCAGGAUUAGAUAACUCAUUUGACAUGGACAAUAUUGUACAGUCUUCGUGCGAUCAAAAUGAAAACACACAAUCCCCUGGCAAUCCGGCUAGUGAAACAAGUAGUUAUGUUGGAGAAGUUGAAAUGUUGUCUCCCUGUGAUAUUGAUAAUAUCGAAGUAAUUACAGAAGACGAUCCAAUUGCUGUUAAUUUGGAGGAAAACCAGGAACGAAUAAUCAAUUGGGGCGAUUAUAAAUCUUCGCACUUGAAAACCCCCGUGACCAAUAAACUCAAAACAGCACGCAACAAUGCAUCUAGUAGCCGUUGGACAGCGAGACGCCGACCAAUUGUAAAAGCCCUUACGACAAAUGAGAUUUCAGUGGAAUACAUGGAAUUGGCAAAAAUUAAAAAAGAAAAUGCAGAACUUCAAAAGCAAAUUUUAGAAGCUGAGCUUACAUUUAAACUCGAAGAAAAUAAAUUAAAAGUAGAGGGACUUAUCUUAGACAAUAAGAUAAAACAGUUACAA